AUGACAAUCCUCAGACGCGCACUCAUCAUCAUCGUCGUCGUGGUCGUGCUUGCCAUCGUCGGCGUGAUCGUCGGCGUGGUGGUCACCAGGGACUCGUCAAGCUCAGCCAGCACUACGGACGGCACAUCAUCCAGCUCGACGUCCACAUCGGGUAGUAUCACAGCGACCAGCUCUGGUGGCCCCACGAAAUCCUCGAAGAAGUCGGGCAGUGUUUCGUCGUCCAUCACGUCGGACCCGACCAGCGUGACGUACUCGUUGGCAGCUUUUGCCAUUGGAGACUGGGACACUACCACUACGAUAUCAACGCCGAAGACGUUGUGGCUAGCGUCAUGA
Phytophthora infestans T30-4 is the source of this 333-nucleotide messenger RNA. RefSeq lists its product as uncharacterized. Bases 1 to 333 code for a protein of 110 amino acids. The transcript is spliced from 2 exons. The record is from RefSeq and is a predicted model, not a curated record. NCBI's taxonomy places the organism in Eukaryota, Oomycota, Peronosporomycetes, Peronosporales, Peronosporaceae.